UAAUUUCUGGUGUUUGGGAAAUUCUAUUCUAAUCCUUUUUUUUUGUUUCUAUGGUUUAGGUUAGUUGAUUUUAUCUUUUUUUCCUCUUUUAUAUUGAAAGAUAAUCUUGGUUAACAAUCUGUUGAUUUUUUGUUAUCAUUUUCUACUUUGAUUAGGGUUGUAUUUGUCUAUUUCUGUGGCUUUCAUUUUAUCUUUUCUUGUUUUGUUUUUGUUGGUGGCAUUUAGAUCGGUAUGUGGGCUAGAGGUUUCAAAAAAUUGUCACUUUCCCGUCAAUCAUUGGUCAAUAUUAAACGUCAAUGUGUUCACACCUCAAUUGUUAGAAAUAAAUCAGCAGAAGGACAUGUAACUACUCAUCAUACUGUUCAUCCCCGUGAAUCUGAUGCAAGAUGGUCAGAGGUACCAAUGGAAAGGGUUCAAGAUGAAUCGGAUGUUGUAAUUGUUGGUGCAGGUCCUGCAGGUCUUUCCGCUGCAAUUAGGCUUAAACAACUCGCAGCUAAAUGUGAUAAAGAGAUCAAGGUAACCGUUAUUGAAAAGGCCAGUGAAUUGGGUGGACACACUUUAAGUGGAGCUUGUAUUGAAACUCGAGCCCUUGAUGAGUUAAUACCCGAUUGGAAGGAUAAAGAUUCCCCAUUGAAAACACCCGUAACUGCGGACAUUUUUAAAUAUUUGACGGAAAAAAGUGCUUACAACAUUCCGAUUUUUAAAUCAUUACCAAUGUACAAUCAUGGCAACUAUAUUGUUAGAUUGGGACAUGUAGUUAAAUGGUUAGGUAGUAUUGCUGAAGAGCUUGGUGUUGAUAUUUACACUGGAAUCGCUGCCGCUGAAUAUUUGAAAAACAGUGAGGGUUAUAUUGAAGGUGUUGCCACAAAUGAUGUCGGUAUCGCUAAAGAUGGUAGUCCAAAGGAUUCGUUUGAACGAGGGAUGGAAAUUCGUGCCAAGUGUACAAUUUCGGAAGGAUGUCAUGGUCAUCUGGCUAAGAGAUUGUACAGUGAUUUUAAUUUAAGAGCCAAUUGUGAACCUCAAACUUAUGGAAUUGGAUUGAAAGAGUUGUGGGAGAUCAAUCCGGACAAACAUAAACCAGGGACAAUUGAACACACUACAGGUUGGCCUUUGGAUAAGAAUACGUAUGGGGGAUCAUUUUUGUACCAUUUAAAUGAAGAUUCACCUUUGAUUGCUGUCGGAUAUGUGGUGGGCUUAGACUAUUCGAAUCCUUAUCUUUCACCUUUCCGUGAGUUCCAGCGAUUUAAAACUCAUCCCUCAGUUCGGGAUUAUUUUGACGAUCCAUUGGCCAAAAGAAUCGGUUAUGGGGCUCGAGCUUUAAAUGAAGGUGGAGUUCAAUCCAUUCCUAAACUUACAAUGCCCGGCGGAUGUUUAAUUGGUUGUUCGCCAGGUUUCAUGAAUGUGCCCAAAAUUAAGGGAACUCAUAACGCUAUGAAAUCGGGUAUAUUGGCCGCUGAUGCGAUCUUCGAAGCCUUUGAAAGCAACAAUCUGUCCUUCGGAUUUGAACCUGUUCGCUAUGAAGAAGAGCUAAGAAACAGUUGGGUCUGGGAUGAGCUUUCGGCUGUUCGUAAUGUCCGACCUUCGUUUCAUAAUCCGCUCGGUAUUUGGGGAACAAUGAUUUACACCGGUUUCUCUCAAUUGAUUCUUCGAGGUAAAGAACCUUGGACCUUUUCUCAUGGUGGGACAGAUUCAUCUAAAUUAAAACCCGCCGCUGAAUGUAAACCAAUCGAUUAUCCUAAACCUGAUAACAAAAUAACAUUUGACCUGUUAUCUUCAGUUGCAUUAACGGGAACCAAUCAUGAAGGAGAUCAACCUGCUCAUUUGACUCUUCGAGAUGAUGAAAUUCCUGAGGCCAGAAAUUUGGCAAUUUAUGAUGGACCUGAGCAGCGAUUUUGUCCCGCCGGGGUUUAUGAGUAUGUUGAAAAUUCAACUGGCCAAGGAAAACACCUUGUAAUUAAUGCUCAAAAUUGUAUCCACUGUAAGACCUGUGAUAUCAAAGAUCCGAGUCAAAAUAUUUACUGGGUCACCCCUGAAGGUGGAGGUGGACCAGCAUAUGAUGGAAUGUAAUUCAAUUACAAUUAAAACCAUCGCAGAAACAAUGACAAUCCGACAACAACCAAUCAACAUUAAUUGAUCAUGAAAACAAAUAUCCAACCAUAAAAAAAUAUAUUAACCUAAUCCAAUGUUAAUCUAAUUUUUUUGUUAAAUUUUGUAUUCUCAUAAUUUUAAUAUAUAUUAUAUACCUACAGGCAAUUACAAUUAGCAAAAAUUGUAAUCAAAUUAACUUGUAAAUCACCUUAAAAGGAACCAGAUUAAUCAAAAACAACAACAAAAAGUUAAUAAUAUUUAUGAAAAAAAAAACAGGUCAA
This is a messenger RNA of Panonychus citri (citrus red mite), 2369 nucleotides long. It is a transcript of the gene Etf-QO, whose product is annotated as electron transfer flavoprotein-ubiquinone oxidoreductase, mitochondrial-like. Gene Ontology annotation, biological process: electron transport chain. Gene Ontology annotation, cellular component: mitochondrial inner membrane. The record is from RefSeq and is a predicted model, not a curated record. Gene Ontology annotation, molecular function: electron-transferring-flavoprotein dehydrogenase activity; iron-sulfur cluster binding. Lineage: Eukaryota; Metazoa; Arthropoda; Arachnida; Trombidiformes; Tetranychidae.